GUUUCGCUUAAAUAUAUGCUAUGCGGACAUAAAAUUGUUGAGAAAAUCCUAAGGGGGUUUCUGCAUCGGCGAGGGAAAAAGAUUGAUCGAGAGCUAUGAAUCCUGUGAUCGCUUCACCGAAUGAGGAGAAGAUCUCGAAUUCUAAGAGUACCGUUCGAGAAGCAGUUUAUGCUGGACUUAAGACAGCUGCACUAACUGGUUCAAUUGCUGCCGUGCCUACGUUGGUUGGAUGUCGUGUUAUUCCUUGGGCCAAACGUAACCUCAAAUACAAUGCUCAAGCACUGAUUAUAACGGCAGCAUCUAUUUCCGGUUUCAUCAUUACCGCUGACAAAAUCAUUCUACACAGUGCGAGAGGUAAUACUAUUGGCAAGUAUGAUAAGCCAGAAUGAUCCCCUUCUCUUGGUCUGAGCCACUAUCUAUGUUCAAGUUUGAUUUAUGGAAUGUUGCUGGUGCUUUGUUUCAACGAAAAUAUAAUGCAUGCUAAUUAUAUUUCUUCACUAGUUUUUGUUGGCCAGUAGAUACAUUUUUUUUCUCUUUUCUGUUGUCACGAUAAAUAAAUAAAUAAAUCUAUUUUUUUUUCUCUGAA
Messenger RNA from Zingiber officinale, 586 nucleotides. RefSeq names its product early nodulin-93-like. NCBI's taxonomy places the organism in Eukaryota, Viridiplantae, Streptophyta, Magnoliopsida, Zingiberales, Zingiberaceae. The transcript is spliced from 4 exons. The coding region runs from base 96 to 389 and encodes 97 amino acids. The record is from RefSeq and is a predicted model, not a curated record.